Messenger RNA from Juglans regia (Persian walnut), 1019 nucleotides. Its product is annotated as WUSCHEL-related homeobox 3-like. Gene Ontology annotation, molecular function: DNA binding; DNA-binding transcription factor activity. Lineage: Eukaryota; Viridiplantae; Streptophyta; Magnoliopsida; Fagales; Juglandaceae. The record is from RefSeq and is a predicted model, not a curated record. The coding region runs from base 162 to 776 and encodes 204 amino acids. The transcript has 2 exons. Gene Ontology annotation, biological process: plant organ development.
CUAUCUCUAGAUCUCCCACCCUUUUGUCACUCACCUGGCUCCUAUUCUACUGUACCUUUCUAUCUCUGCCAUCUAUUUAUUAUUCACUUUCAACCCUCCCCCAGUACUACCCCUGGCCUUCCCAAUUAGAAAUUAACACCAUUAAAGAGGAGGAAAUUAAGAUGUCCCCAGUAGCAGCUUCAUCCAGAUGGUGCCCAACCUCAGAGCAACUCAUGAUCUUGGAAGAGAUGUACAGGAGUGGGAUUAGAACUCCCAAUGCUUCUCAGAUACAAAAGAUCACAGCCAACCUCUCUUUCUAUGGCAAGAUUGAAGGCAAGAAUGUCUUCUACUGGUUUCAGAACCACAAGGCAAGGGAUAGACAGAAGCUCAGAAGGAAAGUCAGUAGGCAAUUGCAACUACAGCAGCAACAGCAUUAUUACCAGAUGAAUCAGUCAAAUGAUCGAUUUCCUGGCUACUAUGAGUCUCCUAGUUCUCCUGCUCUUCCACAACUUUUCUUCUUUGACAGCUCUGUUAGCUUUCUUCCUCAGGAAGGAGUUGCAGGUGCAUCGACACAAGCAAUGAAUCAUACAUGGAAGGUAGACAUCCCUCAGAGGGCCGAGAUCAUAGAGAAAUCCACGAUGACAACGUACGGCUAUGAUGGGAAUGCUACGGUGGAGAUGGGUCCAAUCUCCUACUGUUGCAGUACUAGACCCCUUCAGACCCUUGAACUCUUCCCUGUUACAGCCACCAAUCUCAAAGAAGAGUGCAGUGCCACAUCCAAGCAAUAUUGUCUCUAGUAUUAAAAUUUCUUGGUCAUUAUCCUCAUGCAUCUGUCUCUCUCUCUGACUUUUAUUUAUUUGUCUUGGUUUCCGUAAUGCUUCUCUUCUAGGCGCUAGCUAGGGUGAGAAAGAUCUCAAUUGUCUAAUGAGUAAAUUAGUAAUGGGAUACUUGUCCCACAGCACCACCUAUUUGCACUGUGUAUUUUCAGAAGUUGAAAUCUGCAUUAAUGGGCUUGAUAAUGGCAUUUCGUUUUUGUUUUU